AUGAUAAAUUGCAAAACGUUCCAAAAAAACGCUUAUUACCGCGAAGAAGUUUUACACGACUUGGGAGUUUAUGAUAACCGAGAGAAAUUUGUCAUUGCUCAACUAGCUGGUUCCGAAUUGCACAAUCUUCUUUUCACCUGUGAAGUCUUGCAAGAUUACGUUGAUGUUUUCGACUUAAACUGUGGUUGCCCACAAGCUAUCGCAUUUAGAGGCAAGUACGGCAGUGCUAUGCUGAAAGACACAAAAAAAUCGCUUACGGUGAUUGAGCAACUUGUUAAACUUGUGAAAAAACCUAUUUCCAUUAAGUUGAGGAUCGUAGAAGACGAAGCUUUAUUAAACAACUUACCAAAAAAAUUGUUAAAUGAUUCGGAACACACUAAUCAAACUUUGAUAUCUGAAAUAAGUGGAAACGAUAUUGCGUAUGUAAACAGAUUUAGAUUUGACGAAUUAUCGAAAGUGUACGAAAAAACCAUCGCAUUUUGUCGAAGUUUGGAAACUUUAGGUAUUUGUUUUUUGACAAUACAUGCAAGAUCGAGUAAGAACAAAAGUAACGCACUAUACGCUGCGGACUGGGACUUAAUAGCUUAUCUAGUCAGCGUCCUUAAUAUUCCUGUAGUCGCUAACGGUUCGGUUUGCAGUAAAACUACAGCCGAUGAAUGUUUGGAGUUCACCAAAGCAGCAGCUGUUAUGUCUGCUGAAAGCCUGCUCUACGAUCCAACGUUGUUUUACGAAAAUACUAGACCAAGUAAGAAAGAUUUAAUACUCGAACUACUAGAAAUGUAUAAGCAUACAAAAAAAUACUCUUUGGGUACGUUGCGCAAUCAUAUGUUCAGAUUAAUGUUCAACUAUUUUGAAUUGAAUCCAGCUGAAAGAAAAGUGUUACAACAGUUGAACGAUUUUGAUGCUAUUUAUAAAUGGGUUGCAAACAUUGAUUGCCUAGAUUCAAGUCGUGACACGAAUUGUUAUCAUGCUUAUUUUAGACAUAAUUUGGCCAAGAAAACUUAG
Dermatophagoides pteronyssinus (European house dust mite) is the source of this 1005-nucleotide messenger RNA. Its product is annotated as tRNA-dihydrouridine(16/17) synthase [NAD(P)(+)]-like. NCBI's taxonomy places the organism in Eukaryota, Metazoa, Arthropoda, Arachnida, Sarcoptiformes, Pyroglyphidae. The record is from RefSeq and is a predicted model, not a curated record.